This is a messenger RNA of Scaptodrosophila lebanonensis, 525 nucleotides long. RefSeq lists its product as uncharacterized. Gene Ontology annotation, cellular component: extracellular region. Gene Ontology annotation, molecular function: chitin binding. Lineage: Eukaryota; Metazoa; Arthropoda; Insecta; Diptera; Drosophilidae. Bases 1 to 525 code for a protein of 174 amino acids. The record is from RefSeq and is a predicted model, not a curated record. The transcript has a single exon.
AUGCUCCCGCUACGCAAAACUCUGUCAUUGUUACUUGUUUUAGGUGUAUCUUUAAAAAGCAAAGCCGAUUAUUAUUCUCAGUGCGACGAGGUAGAAUUAAACACCUUUUUAAUGAUACCGGACGAUUGUGCGGCUUACGUAUACUGUAACGGCGAUGACUCCUUUCGUGACAGUUGCCCCGAUCAAACGUAUUUUGACGCGCAAGCUCAGGAGUGUGCAUUCGACGAUGAAGGCUUGUGCAUGAGAAGCAAAAAAAAUACAACUACACAGGCGACAGAAAUCAGCAGUGAUGGCGAAUUAAACAUGGAACAGGUGUCAACGAUUGUAGUGACAACGACGGCAUCAACUGGGCGGCCGCAGUGUAACGUCUCCGGCGAUAGCUACCAGGCACAUCCUGAGCGAUGUGAAUACUAUUACCGCUGUAUUAGUGGCUACCUCACCAUAGUGCGCUGUCCUUACAGCUUCGGAUGGGACUAUACGGCGGAACAGUGCCGGCCCAUCGGCGAAGCACAAUGUUUUAAAUAG